Molecule: messenger RNA, 984 nt
Organism: Paramormyrops kingsleyae
Lineage: Eukaryota; Metazoa; Chordata; Actinopteri; Osteoglossiformes; Mormyridae
Product: hydroxycarboxylic acid receptor 2-like
Biological process (GO): G protein-coupled receptor signaling pathway
Cellular component (GO): membrane
Molecular function (GO): G protein-coupled receptor activity
Source: RefSeq, a predicted model, not a curated record
AUGGUAAAUUCUACCGUAUGUUGUGCAUUUGAUUCACCGAUUUUGGAUAAGGUUCUACCUCCGGUCCUCAUCUUGGAAUUCAUGUUUGGGCUGCUGGGGAACUCUGUCGCCCUGUUGAUGUUCAUCCUUCGCCUAGAAGCAUGGAAGCCCAAUGCCGUGUAUCUCACUCACCUGGCAGUGGCUGAUUCAGUCGUUCUUUUCUGUCUUCCGUUCCGAGCAGACUACUACCGACGCGGCAAGGACUGGAUUUUCGGCGACGCAUUUUGCCGCAUCCUGCUGUUCCUGUUGGCAGCCAACAGAGCGGCAGGCAUCUUCUUCCUUACAGCUGUGGCAGUGGACCGCUACCUAAAGAUCGUUCACCCUCACAACCGCAUUAACUAUAUGGGAUUAAAAUAUGCCUUAUUCGUCUCCUGUGGUCUGUGGGCGCUGGUUGUGGCUGUCACUGCAUACCUGCUCUCUGAUAAGCAUUUUUUCGACCAUAAUAAUCGCACCCAGUGUGAAAGCUUUAACAUUUGUAUGGGAUUCAACCCCUUGUCUACUUGGCACAACAUUUUCUAUGUCAUUCAGUUUUUUAUCCCUACGGCCAUCGUCACUUUUUGCACUGUUUGCGUAACAUGGCAAUUAAAGAAUAAGACAGUGGACACUCAGGGCAAAAUCAAGAGGGCCGUGCAUUUCGUACUGGCUGUAGCGCUAGUCUUCAUCAUCUGUUUCUUUCCCAGCAGCAUGUCUCGCAUUGCCGUUUGGAUACUCAAAGCGUGGUACGACGAAUGCUCUUAUUUUCAGGAGGCUAACCUUGCGUUCUACACUUCUGUGUGUUUCACGUACUUUAACAGCGUCUUGAACCCUUUAGUCUACUACUUUUCCAGUCCUGCCUUUAGUGGAACUUUCCAGAAAUUCUUCAGCAGACUUUCCAACUGGAAAAAAUCUGAGGGAGAGCUCUCAACCAACCGCAACAGCAGCACGACGGAAACAACCGGCACCUAA